Messenger RNA from Orbicella faveolata, 336 nucleotides. Its product is annotated as TNF receptor-associated factor 1-like. The record is from RefSeq and is a predicted model, not a curated record. Lineage: Eukaryota; Metazoa; Cnidaria; Anthozoa; Scleractinia; Merulinidae.
AUGUGCGCACGCCUCUAUUUAAACGGUGAUGGCAUUGGCAAAGGAACACACAUCUCAAUCUUCUUUGUUGUCAUGCGCGGUCAUUAUGACGCGUUACUCCGCUGGCCGUUCAGACAGAAGGUCACCUUCAUGUUGCUCGAUCAAGAUAACGUGGAACAUAUGAUCGACGCCUUCAGGCCUGAUCCGAGUAGCUCCUCCUUCCAGAGGCCAAGAAGAGAAACCAACAUCGCCAGUGGAUGUCCAAUGUUCUGUUCCCUUGCUGAACUGAACAACCAUGCGUAUGUUCGGGAUGACACGAUGUUUCUGAAGAUCAUUGUGGAUACAUCUGAUCUGUAA